AUGGGUCGGGAGCCGAGUGCAAGUGAGUUGCGACCGGCGAGACGACAAGACAGAAGAGGUUGUACUACCGAACGUUCCGGACGCAAAUUGGAAAACUCAGGAACAAUUGUUGCGGUUGGAAAGCAGUACAAAUCCCCGAGAGUACGAGCAACGACGAGGCGGCAGCAGAACAAAGCUGUGGCUGUAAGUUGGCGGGAAGUAGUUCGUCGAUUGCAAGGUACAUUGUCAAGUCUCGUAGGCAAAAUUCGACUGUGGUUAGCACCCGGUCUUAUUUCCUCUUCUGGACAAGGUUUAAUUAUUUAA
Cotesia congregata is the source of this 303-nucleotide messenger RNA. The record is from the annotation of a GenBank genome assembly. NCBI's taxonomy places the organism in Eukaryota, Metazoa, Arthropoda, Insecta, Hymenoptera, Braconidae.